AUGAGCAAACCACUAAUCGAAGGAGCGUCGAUAACGAUAAAACGAAGCGACGGUAGAACGCACCAAGCAGUUGUAUCUUCAAUUGAUUUUGACAUUGGAUGCGUAAAGUGGAGUGAUCAUAUGAUUCUUGUACCGUCAUCUUCAACAAAUAAUUUAUUGCUGAACAAAGAACAAAGAGUAUCUUCAGUGAAGCAUACUAGGUCUACAUUCGAUAACUUUCCUUCGGAUCUGACGUUAAAAAAGCUUGGAAAACUGGAGAAAAACCGAUCUGAGAGGAGGAGAAAGCAGGCCGAAUUGAGAGCUGAAAAAGCGGAAAUCUCCAAGAAAUCAAUGGGUAAUCCACAUUGGGAACUGGUGCAAAUGAUAAAUGACUAUAGAAGAAAAGUGAAUUUUGCUCCGCUAUCGCGAUGUGACCGCUCGACUGACCAUCAAAUUACAGUAGCUGUAAGAAAAAGACCAUUAAAUAGUAUAGAUUAUUCUAAAAGGGAAGUGGAUAUUGUAACGAUACCAAGUUCUAACCAAUUAAUCAUUCAUGAACCCAAGAAUAAAGUGGAUUUAACUAAAUACAUUGAAAACCAUGUGUAUAAAUUUGAUUAUACAUUUAAUGAAACCUGCAUCAACGAAUGUGUGUAUAAAUACACUGCUCAACCCUUGGUGAACACCAUUUUUGAAGGCGGCAUGGCAACUUGUUUUGCUUAUGGUCAGACAGGAUCUGGUAAAACUUUUACAAUGAGUGGAAAUUAUAGUGAACUUGACACAGAAAAGGGAAUUUAUGCCCUCACCGCAUCUGAUAUUUUUAGUCUUAUACAUUCAUCAAAAUACAGAGAUCUUAACCUUGCCGUGUCGUGUAGUUUCUUUGAAAUUUACAGCAAGAAAGUGUUUGAUUUGCUAAACAAUAAGGCUACGUUAAAAAUACUGGAAGAUGCUAAACAGCAAGUUCAGAUAAUUGGGCUUACUGAAAAGGCUGUAACUUCUGUUGAUGACGUUUUAAAAUUAAUCCUUCAGGGAAACAUUGAAAGGGCAUCAGGUCAAACAUCGGCAAACACUAAUUCGGCUUGCAAGUUGACUCAGGUGCUAAGAGAUUCGUUCGUAAAGCCCAAUUCUAAAACCUGCAUGAUUGCCAUGAUAUCACCUGGAAUGUGGAAUGGAAGGAGAAAAAUUAUCAAAUCGAAUGGAGAUACUUUAAAUAAUCAAAAAGAAGAUGUACAGAAAGUAGCUGACAAGACAGAUUUGCUUAAAAUCGAUAGAACCGUACUAAAUAGUCAUCGUGAGACUAUAGGGAAUUUGAAAAGUAUUCUUAAAGAUGCUGAGGAGAUGAGCAUUGAAGAAUUUUCUUACAAAAAAUGGGAUAGUCUUUUAGAUAGUGGUAUUGCUUUAUCUGUUGAAUGGCUAGAGAGAUUGUAG
Molecule: messenger RNA, 1404 nt
Organism: Brassicogethes aeneus
Lineage: Eukaryota; Metazoa; Arthropoda; Insecta; Coleoptera; Nitidulidae
Source: the annotation of a GenBank genome assembly